AUGGUAGAGGAUAAAACAGAAUUGCUCAAGACACCCCUACAUGGAGUGUAUAUCCCCUGUGCGCUCAUCGUGUUUGGGGUUGCAAUCCAUGACUACCACUUCAUCCCCCAUACCCUACUGGUUUUGGGGUUGUUUGUUGGUAUUCGUCUAUUAAUAGCCUACAACAAACGUGCUUCAAUACAAAGUGAUAAAUGGAAUGAUUUUGAGCUAAUAGAUAAAACUGUCGUCUCCAAAAAUUCUGCUAUAUAUCGAUUCAAGCUGUACAGAGACGAGGAAAUUUUGGACAUACCUGUUGGCCACCAUCUAGCCUGUCAAAUCAAUGUUGAUGGUAAAAAUGAAGUGAGAUACUACACCCCCAUUUCCUCCCAAUUUGACCAAGGGUUCUUUGAUAUCCUGGUGAAAUCUUACAAGGAUGGUUCCGUUUCCAAAGCCUUUGCCUCGUUGAAUCAAGGGCAAACUGUCAAGUUUAAAGGCCCCGUUGGAAGAAUGUCCUACAAGAAUAACAUGGCUUCAGAGAUAGGUAUGAUUGCUGGGGGGUCGGGUAUCACUCCUAUUCUCCAAGUUUUGAGCUACAUAACUACUACUCCUGAAGAUACCACUAGAAUCAAUUUGUUGUUCGCAAAUGAGUACGAGAACGACAUAUUACUACGUGACGAAAUUGACGAAUUGGCCCGCAUAUACCCAUUCUUUGACGUUCAUUACACCCUUACUCAUCCUCCUGAGAACUGGGAUGGUGAUGUCGGAUAUGUCACCAAAGAAAUGAUCGAAAAGUACCUCCCUCCCCCCACGAAAACCUCCAAAAUUUUCAUCUCUGGUCCAUUAGAAAUGAAGAAGCUUUGUCUGGAACUGACAGAGGAACUUGGAUUUGAUAAAGGAAAGUUGAACUCUGACCAAAAUGACCAGGUGUUUUGUUUCUAA
This is a messenger RNA of Komagataella phaffii GS115, 918 nucleotides long. RefSeq names its product Essential protein required for maturation of Gas1p and Pho8p, proposed to be involved in protein tra. The coding region runs from base 1 to 918 and encodes 305 amino acids. The record is from RefSeq and is a predicted model, not a curated record. Gene Ontology annotation, cellular component: plasma membrane; endoplasmic reticulum. The transcript has a single exon. Lineage: Eukaryota; Fungi; Ascomycota; Pichiomycetes; Pichiales; Pichiaceae. Gene Ontology annotation, molecular function: oxidoreductase activity.